This is a messenger RNA of Pseudoliparis swirei, 2388 nucleotides long. RefSeq names its product zinc finger CCHC domain-containing protein 24-like. Bases 708 to 1394 code for a protein of 228 amino acids. The record is from RefSeq and is a predicted model, not a curated record. NCBI's taxonomy places the organism in Eukaryota, Metazoa, Chordata, Actinopteri, Perciformes, Liparidae. The transcript has 4 exons. Gene Ontology annotation, molecular function: nucleic acid binding; zinc ion binding.
UUUAUUUCAUUGCUGUGUUUGAUAAAUAUUACAUACGAAAAGAAAAACAUCCACAUGUAUCUCCCUUUACCUCUCAUCAUACUGCAUCACUGCAAUCAAAACAAAGAGCCUUCAUGGGUUUUCUGAAAAACAUUAUAUUUGACAUCCAUCGUUGCCAUCACAAUCCAGACAGUCAUCAGUUGUAAACAGUACAGCAAAGUUUUAGGGGGAAAACAAUGAACAUAAAUAGCCACAUAGACAUAAUGCAGCGCUUUCUGCGAAAUUCAAAAUAACUCAUUCAAAAUAACUCAUAGCCUAUUGACAGCAUUUCACUUCUUAGAUAACUUUUGGAUUUAGACCACAGUCACCUCCUGUACGGUGAGCGUCACUGUCAUACUGUGUCUAAAUAUGCAAAGAAAAGUUAAGCAGAAAGAUGCAAACUCAUGUCGGACCUCCUUUCCGCUGUGACGCAGCCCGCGCAGAGUCGUGGCUGGAGCGCUGCUCUUCACUUCCCACUUGCAUUCAUGCUUUGGCGCUUCAUGCUUCAACUGCGCCCUUCCCCGUGGCUGUUGACCGGGUAACUGGGGUCCUCCAGGGCUCCCCAGGUGAACACAAAGAUCACACCCAUCCAGCUGGCGCAACAGAAGGGGGGUGAUGACUGAAACAAGUUGUGCGAUCCAGGAAAUCCGGCGGUUCUGACGGCGCUGUUUCCAAGAAGCGCAAACAAUAUGAUGUCUGCAAUAGAGAAUGGUGCCCCGGUGUACCAACCUGCACAGCUGCUCAACUGGGUCUACAUGUCCUUGCAAGACACUCAGAGCAGCACUUUUGAUGCGUUCAAAGCCGACACUUCACCUCUGGACAUGAACAUCUCCAAGCGCAGCGCAGCUGAUCUGAGCGCCAACUAUCUCAACAACUUCUUCCAUCUGAGGAGUGAGGCCUUGAACAACAAUUUCUACAAGAGCUCCUCGCCCUACGGGUCCCUCAACAAUAUCGUGGAAGGCCUGAGCUCUCUGGCGGACCAUUUCUCAGACCUCUCCCUUUCCCCCGAGACACGCAAACCCAGCAAAAGGCCGCCGCCCAACUACCUGUGCCACCUCUGCUUCAACAAAGGCCACUACAUCAAAGAUUGCCCUCAGGCUCGACCCAAAGGUGAAGGCCUGACCCCGUAUCAGGGAAAGAAGAGGUGCUUCGGUGAAUACAAAUGCCCUAAAUGCAAGAGGAAGUGGAUGAGCGGGAACUCCUGGGCCAACAUGGGACAAGAAUGUAUUAAGUGCCACAUCAACGUUUACCCUCAUAAGCAGCGACCUCUGGAGAAACCGGACGGCUUAGACGUGUCGGACCAGAGCAAGGAGCAUCCCCAGCACCUGUGUGAAAAAUGCAAAGACCUCGGCUACUACUGCCGCCGCGUGCAAUGAAACAAACACUCGACUUGCCUUACGUACGUACCCCUUUCGAAGCUUUAUAUAAAACGGGAGAUAUAUUUUAUUUACAAAAAAAUACAUGAUCAUUUACCCGAUUGGACUUAAUGCAUCUAACGGUUUUAUUCUCAUGACACUCUUUGACACUGUGACUCUGUAUUUUUUAUUUUUAAGUAUCUCUCCAUGGAGUCGAGUACUUUAUAUUUGCUGGGUUCUUGUAACUUACUCAGUUAUCAUUAUGUGAAUAUUCAUUUGAAGUCUUAACUAUGAAGCUUACCAACUGUGAAUUAAAAAAAGCUUAUGUUCUGUCUUCACUCGUGUCUAACAUGUUGGGACAAGUUUCCAGAUGAAGAAGAUUCUCUUUUACAUGUGUGUAUAGUCCAGAAAUAACUUAAAUGUAAUGUUUCUGUAUAAAAUAUGCAACAAGCCGUUACCAAGUAGGAUAUGCAGUAUUCGUGUGUAUCUGCAUGAGUAUUUUAUCAGUAUUAUUAGGACUGGAUGAUUUUUGAAUAUAUUUUUAAGCCGUUACAGUUCUGUUGAUUAUUACACUUUGUGAAGGAAUAUUAAAUAACAUGUAUUCUUUAUAUGUACGUGGCUGUGGGUAGUUUGUCAUUCCAGUUAUUAAAGCAAUGCAAUAUGGUAGAAACAUUUAGAUUUCUGAAAAAUAGAAGACAUUACAACAGUUGUUUCAGCACGCAGUCCUCAGUCUCACCUAAGUGCUUUUUAUGGGUCAGAGGUCGUGAUGUCUCACUGAAAAGGAAAAGGAGUACACAGCUGAACGUACCGAAGAGCAUGAAGGAUUAAUUGGAAGGUUGCAUGUGCAUGUUGAUUUAGUGGCUCUAUUUUAUUUAAUUGAAAUCGUGAUGAUAAAUGAACAUGAACCAGAAAUACACUUUGACUUAGAACUGUUGAAGAUGUGUGAAACCCUUUGUUGUGCCUUAAUUCAAAUGAACCCUGAACAUGUUUUUGUAUUAAAAUGUAUUGAAACGUG